Messenger RNA from Vitrella brassicaformis, 5631 nucleotides. The record is from the annotation of a GenBank genome assembly. NCBI's taxonomy places the organism in Eukaryota, Vitrellaceae.
CAGGUUUCCCCUUCAAGAAGCAAGAGAAACACGAUGAUGAAGAACCUUGUGAAGAAGCCCUCUAUGGGAUUCGGGGGUGUUCCGCCAGAGGACCAGGCAAGCAAUGACUGAUAGCUGUCACACUGCCAGUCAUUCACUCAUUCACUCAUUUUGUUGUCUUCGCUCCCCCUGCACUGACGCAGGAGCACGACAGCGAUGACGAGCAGCAGCUGGGUGCCUUCUUGCCGCCCAGCGCUCAUUACCAGCUCCACCAGGGAGAACAACAGGAGUUAGAGGAGCGACGCGCCCUCGCCCUUCGCCAGGAGCAGGAAAAGGCGUCACAAGAGGUGAGUGAGUGUGAGUGCAGCACAGCAGAGCAGACUUGCACGACAUACACGAGAGAGAGUCGGGCAGGGCAGCAAUCCAGCUAGGCCAGGCAGCCCGCAGUUGUGACUGAGUGAGGCAGGUAAGAUCAGUGCAUGUGGUGCGGUGCGGUGCGUGAAUGAAUGCAGGAGGCAGCGAGGAUGAAGGACCGACAGGAGGCGACAGAGAAGCAGCUCAGGGCAGCACGGUACGGUCAGGCAACCACCUGGCAGCCGAUAGAGAACCCACACAGUCACUCCACUCACUCAUUCCAUGUCUACCUCGUUGUGUGUGUCACCAGGUUGCACGAGCGGCAUCUCAAGAGCAAGAUCAGCCGCCAGGCUGAGGAUAUCCUCGACAAGACGACGGAGAUAGACGAGCUACGCAAACGCGCCAACAAGAGAACAAGGUACCCAGCCCAGCCCCUCCCCCCCUCCCCCCCCGCCAACCCCACGCCAAUCACCUGUUGCCUGUGUGUGUGCGCCUGUGGCCCACCUGCUGGUUUGGUGGCUUCAGCGAUGAUACGAGGCCGGGGCGGUUGGCAGGCGUUUUGAUGGCCUCACCACACCGCCUGCAGCCACUCAGCGGUACGCAUCGCGCUCUCACCGAUUCUGUCACCUUUUAUCUGACUGUCUGUGUGUUGGUCAAUCAGAUAGCCGGCACCGCCAGAUGGACGACGUCAAUGACAAGGAAGAUUUCGAGGACGUAGGCACGGCACUCCACGGCAGGGCGCACACACACUUCCACUCUUACCGGCGUGUACGGUCAGGUGCAUUUUCUCCCCCACCCUGUGCACCACAACCGCCACCAGCGGAGCCCCUCGCUGCCCCCGCCAGCCCUUCCCAAACUCAACCUCAAAGAGGUCCACGAGGUAGGCACACAGACCGGCACUCGUCCUCACAUCCACACAGUCGUCAGUGUGUGUGUGUGUGUGUUGUGGUCUCAGGAACGUGAUCGCAACUACCCGCCAGACCAAGUGGCAGCAGCCGCAGCCGCAGCGCCCGGUGUUGACGCUGCAGGCAAGGGAGGCAGCAGCAGUGCCAGCAGUGCGAGUGACGAUGACGAGUGGUGCCGCGAUAUGGCCGCAGUGGCAGCCCCCACCACACACAAACGGCAGGACACGGACAGACAGGUGCGCGCCACACUGUGACGCACACACAGAACUGAGGGAAAGAUAUCGACUGCACCUCUCUCUCUCUCUCUCUGUGGGUAUGUGUGGUGUGUUGUCUGCAGGAGAGCGAUGACGAUGAUUUCGACGCAGACAACCGCCUCAUGGGCGAGAGCACGGCGCGGUACUACAUGAGGAAGUACGACGACGUCAAGAACCGAUACGAUGCCAUCAAAGACAUGUACCACCACCAAGAGAAGACGAUAGCGGAGCUGAGGUCGCACCUUGCAGCUGCGGGUGAUAACAAGGUCAGUGAGAGACUGAGUGAGGAACACAUGUGUGUAUAGGCGCACAAAUGCACAUCGGCGUGAUGUGUUGUGCUGUGCUGUGUUGUGUGUAGACCAAGCUGCUGGCUGACAAGGAUGCGGCGGCUGCCAAGGCGGCCGAUGAGUGGUUCAAAAUGGAGCACGUCCUCCGCACCACCAUCGGCAAACAGCAGCGGGAGCUGGUCAGUGAGGGCCUACGUGUCCUCCACCAACAGAGGCCCACUGAUGAAGGGUGUCUGAUUGUGUGUCUGUAUGCAGGACAUGGUCAAUGCAAAACUCCAGGAAGCCGAGAGAACCAAGGCCACUGAUGCGGUUAGUCAGCACAGCCACACACCAUCCAAUCCAGUCACGGGCUCUCCUCCUCACUCCACUGAUGUCAGGUACAGGAGCCGUCUGCUGGGGAUCGCGUCGCCAAGGAUCAGUACGACGAGUUGCAGGCCCGGCUGGACGAGCUUCAGGAGAAAUACAGCCAGCUGAUGGAAGAGGCGGUGAGGUAGCCACACAGAAGCACCCUUCCAAUAUUGGCACACUGAUGCCUGUGGGGUCUUGUGUGUCAUGGCUGCCUGCCUCACCCAGGAGCGUCUCAAGAAGGUCGCCGCCGCCAAUGUGGACAAAUUGGCUGUGGCUGGUGGGGAGACCGACGUGCCCACAGGUGAGGAGGGGAGGGAGGAGGUGGGCGACACGCACACGCACACCACACCGACAGAGAGACAGAGACAGAUGUUCAUUCCCUAUGUGUGUGUGGGGGUGUGUGUGUGCAUCUGUGUAGACGGUGAUUUGGCGCGUCUUUUGUCCGGUUGCGAUUUGCCGCCCGAGGUGACGGCCGCCGUCCACAGAGUUGACCAAACACUCGACGGAGAAGUGGUGAGAUGGGGCGGGGCGUGGGCAUACACACCACGAACUCACAUCACCCUACAGUCGUCACACGGUCAUUGUGGGGUGUGUUCCUCGUGUUGCCAUUCCAUCCAUCCAUCAGGUACGUGCGGACCGUUUGGCUCGCGAGGCCACGAGCCUGCGCAAGAUGGCCGAGCAGAAGGAAGAAGUCAACGUGUAAGCUGACAUCACAGCAAGCCAGAUCACACAUAACAACCUCUUCCACGCGCUCUUUGUGUUGUCUGGUGUGGUGUGUCGGUGUGCAGCACCGACGAGGCCAGGCAGGAGGCAAUUCGCCACAGCCACGACGAUGAACAGGACCGAAGGCUGCAGCAGGUGAGUCCGUCCGUCAUAUGCCGAGAAGACCACUUUCGUCACUUUCACUCUCCCCCUCCCUCCGUCCCCUAUGUGUGUGUAGAUUGCAAAGCUGCAGAGGGAGAGGGACGGUCUGCAGCGGGAGAAGGAACGGCUCGAACGUACGGAAGAGUACACAAUGGACAAUCGACGGAUGGCAUUCUGCCCACACACAUUGUGUGUAUCUGAUGCGCGCACCGCACGGAUGGAUGGAUGCAGAGGACAAGGCACAGUUGGUGAGUGUCCUUCGGGCGUACCAACAGCACCUCAAGGCUGCUGGCGGUGUCCCAGUGGCAGGGGCUGCCCGACUGCUCAGCCACAAAUCGCAGAUCCAGGUACGGUACGGUACGGUACGUGGGGCAGACAGACAGAUAUCAUAAACACACGAGACACUCACUCACCCACCCAUAUGUGGGCGUGUAUGGGUGCCCUCGGUGUUUCUGCAUCCAUCCACCAGGGCCGUGCCAUGCGUGGGGGCGCCAGCAGAGGCGAAGGCCGGUGGCCAUCGGCUGGCGUAUCGCAUUUUACUAACGGCAGGAGACAGCAGCAGGUGUGCAGGCAGAACUCACAAACAUACACAAACAAAGACAGACCCCCGAUCUCCCUGCCUGUCUGUGUGUAUGUGUGUCUGUGUGUCUGUGUGUGUAUGUCAGACACAUUCGACUAGUGGUGGCCGCGGUGCGAGCAUUGGGGCGGUCAAACUGGGGCACAAGGCCCCCCCUGCUGCUGCCAUCUCCACUGGCCCUGGCGCCAGGGUGGCCUCACAUGCAGACGUCGUCGGCGUCGACGGCCGCAUCGCCACGCCCCCCACAGACGUCAGGGUACACGCCAGGAAACAGCGAUCGGACACAGCUAGUGCAGGUGGUCGGCGAAAGUGGCCCUCGCCACCCCAGACGGCCAAUGGUCCACCUGGUGGUGUUGAGAGAAGUCAUGGCGGCGAGACUGCCGCAAUGAUCGGACCAGGGGUCGGCAUCCGCACAGGAGGUGAGAGAGAGAGAGAGAGAGAGAGGGAGGGGGAGGGAGAGGGAGGAGGACCAACACGCGGUAUGACACAUAUUCGUGUGUGUGUCACUCGUUGAUUGAUGUGUGCAGGCGGCAGCGGUGACCCUUUUGCUGCCCUGGCCGGCAUGAUAGGGGCAUCCGGCACCAAAGCCCCCCGCCCCUUCACCGCCCUAACAGCAUCGGACGCCCCCAAGACACUCGCAGUCACACAAGACCACCGUCAGAAGACCGCCCCAGCGCUCAAGAAAGCCGAGCAGCCGAGGCUGUCGAUUGUCAUGACCCGCAUCGCUAACGAGCCGCCCUCAUUUGACGUGGCCAAGACGCGCCUGCCGGUGGUGGGGGAGGGAGUGGUCGAUACAUCCGAGCGGCACACACCCAAGCAAGAAGAGCAGCCUGAUGACCACCUGAAGAGCGCCCCGAUGGUCAAGAAAGCCGAGCGGCCGAAGCUGUCUAUUGUCAUGACCCGCAUCGCCAACGAGCCGCCCUCAUUUGACGUGGCCAAGACGCGCCUGCCAGUGGUGGGAGAGGGAGUGGGCAUCGACAUAGAGGCCGACAGGGUGGGGGCUCGGCUGUGGAAUGGCAAGGGCAUCCCGCCUGUCGUCCACCACUCGUUUGCCGAGCACCACAGGCACCACCCCAAGUGCGGCCCGCUGACGCCCGCCAACGCACUCAUUCUCAAGCUGCAACAGGCCCAGACUCAAGGGAAAGCGGACACCAACAAACGUAAGCACGCAAUCGCAGCUAGAGGGAAAAACGCGGUAUCGAUGGAUCCCAUCUGUCUCUGUGGGUGUUGUGUGUGACAGGUGCUGUUGGUGUGAUCAUGAGCGGCCAGCCGCUGUCGCCGCCCCUUCUCCAUGCCAAAGCCCAUGCCGCAUCGGCCACCAUGCCGCGGCGCAUCCCCGAUCUCCGCCUCCCCGCCACCAUCUCGGCACAGUCCCGUCAGCAUGGCCAUCGCCAGCAGCAGCAGCGAUACAUCCAACCACCCUUGCCGGAGCCGCCCCCUGCCAUGGCCUUUGCACCUCCGCCGCCCUAUGCGACGAUCGGCCAGCCCUUGUUCUAUGCGCUGCGCCACACCCACCUCACAUCAUGAUGAUGGCCACUCACAAGGGAAGCCCCACCGGUCGGUGAGUCGAGUCAAGUGGAGACCUCUAGGCGGCUGUAGGGUAGGCUGGCAGGGCCUGGGUAGGAGAGGACGCUGGCGGCUGUGAUGAGUGGCGAUUUAUGGCGGUCGGUUGUUGUGUUGUGUUGAUAUGAUACGUGAAUGGCUGGUUGUGCGUAUGUGGACCGCAUGGAUACGUUGAUCGUGCAUGGGCUGCAUGACAUGACGUUGUCCUUCGCCUGAGAGACUGAGAACGUUAGAUCAAGAUCGUAUCGUCGCAUUAAUCCCUCCCUGUGUGUGAGAGGACCACUGGUGGCCGACACUUUGACAUCUGUAUACGUACAGCCAUUUAUGUAUACGGACCAUGCCAACCAACUCAUUAUUGCCCUGUGUCUGUCCGAAUGCAUGGGUGGGUGUCACUGAUCAUUAUUGUGUGUGUAUGAGUGUGUGAGUGUGUGGAUGGACACACGGGUUACGGUUGAAUGAGACAGAGGGACAUCUUGAUACCACGGGAAUCAACACCAGCG